Molecule: messenger RNA, 4726 nt
Organism: Diospyros lotus (date-plum)
Lineage: Eukaryota; Viridiplantae; Streptophyta; Magnoliopsida; Ericales; Ebenaceae
Product: pleiotropic drug resistance protein 2-like
Exons: 20
Coding region: 165-4589 (1474 amino acids)
Cellular component (GO): membrane
Molecular function (GO): ATP binding; ATP hydrolysis activity; ABC-type transporter activity
Source: RefSeq, a predicted model, not a curated record
GCACUGGUAAUACAAUGGAAAUAGAGGACUUGGCUUCCUGUGUUCUCCUCAGGUUCUGCAUAGAAGCCACUGAUACGAUUUCUUGGGAUUUACCAGGGUGACAGAGCCUUGAAGCAAAGCAUAAAGGCUUGAGAGGGUGACUUUGAGUGAAAGAAUCAGAAAAGAUGGCGGUGACAGCACUGGCAGGUGAUGACUUGGCAAGGUCGAUGAGCAGGAGGAUGAGUCUUUCGUCAGCCAGCAAGAGAGGUUGGGCCUCAGCAAGUGUUCGUGAGGCAUUUACUUCAUCUGGAGGGGACAUUUUCCAGAGGAGUGGGAGAGAAAAUGACGAGGAAGAGCUGAAGUGGGCAGCAAUUGAGCGUCUUCCGACCUAUGAUCGGCUGAGGAAGGGAAUUCUGAAGCAAGUUCUGGACAAUGGGAGGAUUUUCCAUGCAGAGGUUGAUGUUGCCAAUCUUGGAGUGCAAGACAGGAAGAGUCUCAUAGAGAGUGUAAUGAAAGUUGUUGAAGAUGAUAAUGAGAGCUUUCUUCAGCGGCUUCGAGAUCGUACUGAUAGGGUUGGAAUUGAAAUCCCCAAGAUUGAAGUCCGUUACGAGCACUUGUCGAUUGAAGGAGAUGCAUAUGUUGGAACCAGAGCACUUCCCACUCUGGUGAAUGCUACAGUGAAUAUGAUAGAGGGAAUUCUUGGUUCUUUGAAACUUUUCCCUUCUAAGAAAAGGGUUGUCAAGAUACUCCAAGAUGUGAGUGGAAACGUCAAACCAUCAAGAAUGACGCUUCUUCUUGGACCUCCGGCUUCUGGGAAAACGACAUUGCUGAAGGCACUUGCUGGAAAGACUGACAAGGAUUUAACGGUAUCAGGAAAGAUCUCUUACUGUGGUCGAGAAAUGAAUGAAUUCUUUCCUCAGAGGACAUCUGCUUAUAUUAGCCAGCAUGAUCUUCAUCACGGCGAGCUCACUGUGAGAGAGACGAUGGAUUUCUCUGGGCGCUGCUUGGGAGUUGGGACCAGAUAUGAACUUCUAGCAGAGCUGCUGAGACGAGAAAAAGAUUCUGGUAUCAAACCAGAUCCUGAGAUAGAUGCAUUCAUGAAAGCCACGGCAGUGGCUGGCCAAGAAUCUAGUUUGGUAACAGACUAUGUUCUCAAGAUACUUGGAUUAGAUAUCUGUGCCGAUAUUAUGGUGGGUGAUGAGAUGACAAGGGGCAUCUCUGGCGGCCAAAAGAAACGAGUCACAACUGGUGAAAUGUUGGUUGGUCCGGCAAAAGUUUUCUUCAUGGAUGAAAUUUCAACUGGCCUUGACAGUUCAACCACUUUUCAGAUAGUAAGAUGUAUGAGGCAGAUGGUUCAUAUCAUGGAUGUGACAAUGAUAAUCUCUCUUCUGCAACCUGCCCCGGAAACCUACGAUCUUUUUGAUGAUAUUAUCUUGCUGUCUGAGGGCCAAAUUGUCUACCAGGGUCGAAGGGAGAAUGUUCUUGAAUUCUUCGAAAGUGUGGGAUUCAAAUGCCCCGAACGCAAAGGAGUUGCAGAUUUUCUGCAGGAGGUCACUUCUAGAAAGGACCAGGAGCAGUACUGGUUCAGAAAGGGCAAAGCUUAUCGAUACAUUUCAGUACCCGAGUUUGUGCAGCACUUCAACUCCUUCCACGUUGGGCAGAAGCUUUCUGAUGAGCUUGGAUCUCCUUAUGACAGAAGUAAAGCCCAUCCAGCUGCAUUGGUGACUGACAAGUAUGGUAUUUCCAACAAGGAUCUCUUCAAGGCUUGCUUGGCAAGGGAAUGGUUGUUGAUGAAACGCAACUCGUUUAUAUACAUUUUCAAGACAACCCAGAUUACAAUCACUGCGAUAAUUGCCUUCACAGUCUUCUUUAGAACGCAGAUGAAGCAUGGGCAGCUAGACGAUGGAACUAAAUACUUUGGUGCACUCUUUUUCAGUCUCACUAACGUGAUGUUCAAUGGGAUGGCUGAGCUUGCAAUGACUAUCUUUAGGCUUCCUGUGUUCUUUAAACAGAGAGAUUCUUUGUUUUACCCUGCUUGGGCAUUUGGCUUACCAAUUUGUUUACUGAGGAUCCCCAUCUCAAUUAUGGAGUCAGCCAUAUGGAUCAUACUCACAUACUAUACGAUCGGGUUUGCGCCUAGUCCCACUAGGUUCUUCCGCCAAUUCUUGGCAUUCUUUGGUGUACAUCAGAUGGCUUUGUGCCUCUUCCGGUUCGUUGCAGUAAUUGGAAGAACCCAAAUUGUCGCACAGACAAUUAGUACGUUUGCCACACUUAUAAUCUUUGUCCUGGGUGGAUUCAUAGUAUCCAAAGAUGAUCUUGCACCAUGGAUGAAAUGGGCCUACUAUGCAUCUCCCAUGAUGUAUGGUCAAAAUGCCAUAGCCCUUGUAGAAUUUCUUGAUAAAAGAUGGAGCACGCCUAAUACCAACCCAAGAUUCACUGAAUCAACAGUUGGGAAGGUUCUUCUUAGAACCAGGGGGAUGUUCAUGGAUGACUAUUGGUAUUGGAUCUGUGUUGCUGCGCUCUUUGGAUUUGCCGUGCUCUUCAGUGUCCUCUUUGUUGUGGCACUCACAUAUUUGAAACCUGCAGGAGAUUCUAAACACUCUAUUGUGGACGAGGAAGAUAAAAGCAAGAAGAAGAAUCAGCCACUUUCCAACAUGAAGGGUAUCCCGGAUAGGAGUUCUGUCUCUACAGCCCCAUUGAAUGCAGGGAUUGAUAUGGCCGUGAGGAGCACUCCAGAGCAAACUACAGAGAAUGUAAUCAGUAAGCGAGGAAUGGUUCUGCCCUUCCAACCCUUGUCACUUGCAUUUGAUCACGUGAACUACAACGUCGAUAUGCCUGCUGAAAUGAAGAGCCAAGGAAUUGAGGAGACUCGUCUCCAGCUAUUGCGAGAUGUCAGUGGUGCUUUCAGGCCGGGUGUUCUAACGGCACUAGUCGGGGUCAGUGGUGCUGGGAAGACCACCUUGAUGGAUGUGCUAGCAGGAAGGAAAACCGGCGGCUAUAUAGAGGGAAAUAUCAGCAUUUCUGGUUACCCGAAAAACCAAGAAACGUUUGCCCGAGUCAGUGGAUAUUGUGAACAGAGUGACAUCCAUUCUCCAAACGUGACCGUAUAUGAAUCUCUCUUGUACUCUGCUUGGCUCCGUCUUGCCAAGGAUGUGAACAAAGAAACUCGAAAGAUGUUUGUUGAGGAAGUGAUGGAUUUGGUUGAGCUGAUCCCCUUGAGGGAUUCUCUAGUUGGCCUCCCAGGAGUGAAUGGUCUUUCAACCGAACAAAGAAAGAGGCUCACUAUAGCCGUAGAAUUGGUGGCAAAUCCUUCUAUCAUCUUUAUGGAUGAACCAACAUCAGGUCUUGAUGCUAGAGCUGCUGCAAUUGUGAUGCGAACUGUCAGGAACACGGUGGACACUGGCCGAACUGUUGUCUGCACGAUUCACCAACCAAGCAUAGACAUUUUUGAAGCUUUUGAUGAGCUAUUUUUGAUGAAGAGAGGAGGUCAAGUCAUUUAUGCUGGACCUCUUGGUUGCCAUUCAAACCUACUGAUAGAAUACUUUGAAUCUAUUCCGGGGGUUCCGAAGAUCAAAGAUGGUUACAAUCCUGCCACAUGGAUGCUGGAGGUUAGCUCUUCUGCAGUUGAGAGUAAGCUUGAUGUGGACUUUGCAGAAGAAUACGCCAACUCUGAUCUAUAUAGGAUGAACGAAAAACUUAUCAAAGAGCUCAGCUCUCCUGCCCCGGGUUCCCAAGACCUGUUCUUCCCCACCAAAUAUUCUCAGUCUUUCAUCACUCAAUGCAAGGCUUGCUUCUGGAAACAGAACUGGUCCUACUGGAGGAACCCUCAAUACAAUGCCAUCAGAUUUUUCGUUACGAUAGGCAUUGGCGUGCUGUUUGGAGUCAUUUUCUGGAAUAAAGGCGGCCAAAUUCACAAGGAACAGGAUCUAAUGAAUUUGCUGGGAGCAAUAUAUGCUGCUGUUUUCUUCCUCGGGGCCACGAACACCUGUACGGUGCAGCCUGUUGUGGCCAUUGAGAGAACAGUCUUCUACAGGGAAAGAGCAGCGGGGAUGUAUUCGGCGAUGCCAUAUGCAUUUGCUCAGGUGGCUAUUGAGACCAUCUACACCGCGAUCCAAACUCUUCUCUACACACUCCUCCUCUACUCAAUGAUCGGGUUCUACUGGCAAUUCGACAAGUUCUUGUGGUUCUACUACUACAUCACUAUGUGCUUCAUCUACAUGACAUUGUAUGGAAUGAUGGUUGUGGCUCUCACUCCCAACGUUCAGAUCGCGUCCAUUGCCAUGUCCUUCUUCCUCAGCUUUUGGAACCUUUUCUCCGGCUUCCUCCUUCCCAGGACGCUGAUUCCCGUGUGGUGGAGAUGGUACUACUGGGCAUCUCCAAUAGCAUGGACCAUCUAUGGCCUUCUGACAUCUCAGCUGGGGGACAGACCGGAUCAUAUCGUCAUCCCCGAAAGGAUCGACCCAAUUCAAGUGAAGGAUUACUUCAAGGAGUUCCUUGGAUUCGAUUAUGACUUCCUUGGAGCUGUUGCAGCAGCUCAUGUUGCCUGGGCACUCAUCUUCUUCUUUGUCUUUGUGUAUGCCAUUAGGGUCCUUAACUUCCAGAGGAGAUGAAGGAAACCUUAGAAUAAAUAAUCAUCUGAUAUUCUAAAACAGAAGCAGCUGUUUGUUUGUUCUUUUUACAUUUUCACAUAUAUGCGAUUGAUUGUAAUUCUUAACAUCAUGAUGUGUUAUAAAAGAGCUGUUCUCUU